ACUGUGAGAGAAAAUGAAACUAAAUCUUGUCAGUGUUCGUGGUAAAAUGGCAGACGCCAGUGUUGCAGUGGAUCAGAACCAAUUCAGCUGCCCAGUCUGUCUGGAUCUACUGAAGGAUCCAGUGGCUAUUCCCUGUGGGCACAGUUACUGUAUGAGCUGCAUUAAGAGCUGCUGGGAUCAGGAGGAUCAUGCUGGAGUUUACAGCUGCCCCCAGUGCAGACAGACCUUCACACCCAGACCUGUUCUGGGCAGAAACACCAUACUGGCUGAAGUGGUGGAGAAACUGAAGAAGACUGGACUACAAGCAGCUACUCCUGCUGACCAGUAUGCUGGAACUGGAGAUGUGGAGUGUGACGUCUGUACUGGGAGAAAACACAAAGCUGUCAAGUCCUGCCUGGUGUGUCUGGCCUCCUACUGUGAAACUGACCUGCAGCUUCACAAUAAACUCCACCAUGCAAAACAGCACAAGCUCAUUGAUGCCACCGGCCAUCUGAAGGACAAGGUCUGUUCCCACCAUGACAAACCCCUGGAGGUCUACUGCCGUACCGACCAGCAGUGUAUCUGUUAUCUCUGUUUGAUGGAUGAACACAGAGGCCAUGAUACAGUCUCAGCUGCUGCAGGAAGGGCGGAGAAACAGAAACAAAUGGGUGAAACACUGCAAGAAUUUCAGAAGAGAAUUCAGAUGAGAGAGAAGGAGCUGCAGGAGCUGAGAGAGGCUAUGGGCUCAAUCACAAGCUCAGCACAGUCAGCAGUGAAGGACAGCGAGAGGAUCUUCACUGAGAUGAUCCGCUCCAUUGAGAGAAGACGCUCUGAGGUAACACAGCUGAUCAGAGAUCAGGAGAAGGCUGCAGUGAGUCAGGCUGAAGGGCACAUGGAGAGACUGAAGCAGGAGAUUGAUGAACUGAAGAGGAGACACUCUGAGCUGGAGCAGCUUUCACACACAGAGGAUCUCAUCCAUUUCCUCCAGAGGUACCAGGGUCUUCCUGUCACCCCUGAAGCUGAAUUUGGACCCAGAAUCUCGGUCAGUCCACGCUGCUCUUUUGAGAAUGUGAGGAAGGUGGUUUCUGAACUGAAGGAUCAACUGGAGAAUGUUUGCGAAAAGAAAACAACAGAGAUAAAUCACACAGUUACCAAAGACACCAUCCUACCAAUAUUAGUGCCCAGAACCAGAGCAGAAUUCUUACAAUAUUCCUGUCAGCUCACUCUGGACCCCAACACAGCAAACAGAUCCCUCCACCUGUCUGAGGGGAACAGAGUAGUGACAUGGAAUAAAGACACAAAGUCAUAUCCUGAUCACCAGCAGAGGUUUGACACACUCCCCCAAGUGCUGUGUACAGAGGGUCUGACUGGGCGCUGCUACUGGGAGGUUGAGUGGAGUGGGGCUGUAGUUAAUAUCGCUGUGACACAUAGAGGGAUCAACAGGAAAGGAUGGGGUGACGACACCAAGCUUGGAUGCAAUGACAAGUCCUGGUGUUUGUACUGCUCAACCUCCAGUCACUCAUUCUGGCACAACAACAUUAAAUCUGCAGUGUCUGCCCCCCCCUCCUCCAGGAUAGGAGUGUACCUGGAUCACAGGGCAGGAACUCUGUCCUUCUACAGCGUCUCUGACACAAUGACCCUCCUGCACAGGGUCCAGGCCACGUUCACUGAGCCCCUCUAUCCUGGGUUUCAGCUUUGGUACAGUACAGCCAAACUGAGCUAAGUAAGCUAACUAAUAUCUCUUUAUAUUUGGAGUAUUUAAUCUUCAGUAUAAAAAGUGGAAAUAAUGAAUAUGAAAAUAGACACAAGAAAAUUUAAAAAUGUUUUAUAAUGUAUGCAUUUUGCCCAUUUAUAGGUGUAAAUAACAACAAAAUAAAAAUGAAUACCUUUCAAAGUUUUUAUGUGAAAUUUCUGUACAGUGAUCCAAAGUUUGCUCUCACCUGUAUAUGUGUCUGUGUGUAUUCCUUCAGAUAAUAGUAACAGGUUUAAUUAUCACAUUGUUCAAAAUGUUUCCUUCUGUCAAAUGAAAAGGAUUAUUUUUGUCAAAGAAUGAUGCAUUAUGCCGUCAUUUAAACUUCUUAUUGAUAAUAAGUACAACCACAGUCAAUCAGUAUAAAUUCAUCAGUUGUCAUGCUUUUGUCAUGUAAGAUAUCUGUAUGAAUGAUUGCUAUGCCACUGCAGUUGCUAUCUUUGAUAUCAAAUCGUCUUAAAGUGCAAAAACUAUACAGUGCAUCUAUCCCUGAGCUAAUAGCGAAGGUGUGUCUUUGUCAGAUUUAAGGGUUUGGUGAAUUUUUAAAUAAAUAAUAGUAAUAAGAGUCAAAGGAAGCCAUUGUCAUGUCAAAUGCUUUAAAGCAGUCAUUGGUCGUAACUGUGUUGCAAACUGUAACCUCAUGUCAUGAAGCGAUGGAAGGUCAAAUGCGACACAUUAAUGUAGAUUUAUUUUUAUAAAUGUUCCUACGUCUAAAUGAGUUUCACUACACAACCGUUGUGGAUUACUUGUAAAAUAAAGACAAUUCUUCAUCUUGCAGUCAUAUUAAA
This is a messenger RNA of Brienomyrus brachyistius, 2517 nucleotides long. Its product is annotated as E3 ubiquitin-protein ligase TRIM16-like. The coding region runs from base 14 to 1702 and encodes 562 amino acids. NCBI's taxonomy places the organism in Eukaryota, Metazoa, Chordata, Actinopteri, Osteoglossiformes, Mormyridae. Gene Ontology annotation, molecular function: protein binding; zinc ion binding. The record is from RefSeq and is a predicted model, not a curated record. The transcript is spliced from 6 exons.